AUGGCAGCUCUCCAUGACGCGCUCAAGACCCUCGGCCCUCUCAACUACGAAGAAACCCCCCUCGACGACCUCGCGCCCUUCCUCUCCUCCGCCUUCGGCGCCGCCCAGAUAAUCGUCGACUCCGUUCCCAUAGCCCCUGCUUCAUCCCCUCCGAGUUCUCCCCAGAGCCGCUCUCGCUCCGCAUCCUCAGCUUCCGACAUAAGCGUGAGCAAUGCGCGGGCUCCACCGCCAGAGAAAGAGGUGGAGGCGCUGCAGAAGGAGUGGAAGAGCGUCAAGAUGAACGCGAAGGACAACCCGCUGGGCAUGAGUGUUUAUAAGCUCGGCGGCAAGGAUGGGAAGGGGUCCUGGUUUGCGAGGAGGAGUGUGCAUGAAGGGUUGGGGUUUAGUAAGUGGAAGAGGGGGCUUGAGAGGGAGUUUCCGGAGACGAUGAAGGUUCAGGGUGGGCCCGGAGAGGGCAACAUCAGGGGUAUCGGAGGGGAGAAGAGGGUUGCGUUCAAGGAGGUUGAGGGUGUGGGAAAGGUGGAAGUUUAUCUACUUUCUGCGCAGUUUCCUGGGCCGACGACACCUAGGGAUUUCGUAACGAUGUUUAUUACGUCUGAUCAGGCAUUGCAAGAUAAAUCUGGAGAAGAAGUCCCGCGGCACUUUAUGGUUAUUUCGAGGCCGUGUAUACACCCGGAAACACCACCACGGGAUGGAUAUAUUAGAGGUCAAUACGAGUCUGUGGAGUUCAUUAGGGAAAUACCGUUAAACAAGGGCCCCCAAAAGGCGGCGUCUACUACAAAUCUUGAAACUCACGACAGGAGGCGGAAUAGAUCUGUCUCAACAUUAGAGAGAGAGGUCGUGCUGAGAAAUUCGAAUAGCCAACACCCGGCCCCUACCAGUGAGCAUGGUGAGAAUCCGCUCAAUGGUUCACAAUCAGAUACAGAUCUUCGUCCCACAAGUAGCGACAGUUCUGGACGAGCGCGAGGCAAGACAAUAUCGUUUGAUAGGUCAAGAGGUCCGGGUGCGAAGGGAGAGGUUAUGGACAUUCCACGAGAUGACGACGAGGACGAGUGUAAUCCAAUAGAGUGGAUUAUGAUCACGAGGAGCGACCCUGGCGGGAGCGUUCCAAGAUUCCUGAUUGACCGAGGUACUCCUGGUGGAAUUGUAGCAGAUGCAUCCAAAUUCUUAGAUUGGGCGUGUGCUAAGGGCAUACAAGACCUCGAGAGCGACGAGGACGAAGAAAUUGAGAAGGGCAAAGGCGAUAAUGAAGAGCCCGAGCAGAAAGCUUACAAACACGAACAUCACCAUAAUCAUGAAAAGGAUCUAUACAAUUGGCAAACGAAUGGUCAUUUGGCUGGUAUAGACGAGGUUGCUACACCGGCAGAAGAGAAGAGUCUAGCACCAGAACAAAUCUCCACAGAUGGCAACGGGAUAUACACCACGGUAGCUGGAGCAGCUGGUUUAGCAGGCGGCUAUAUCGCAUCUCACACUCCAGCCAUCAUCUCCGACCACCUUACUCACGUACCCGAAGAACCACAUGGUAUCAAAUCCAGCCCACCUCGCCAUGACUCCGUCUCGUCAGUAAGCAGCGUCUCUUCAGAAGGCUCAUUCGCCUCGGCUCUCGAUAGACGGGCUACAAACGAAACAGCCGACGGCGCUUCCCCGCGCAUGAGCGUCUCAACUGGCCUCACUGCGCACGACAAAGAGCUACAGAAACUCGAAGAAAAGAAGCGGAAACUCGACGAGAAGCUAAGUCUAGCGCGUGAGAAAGAGAAGAGUAAAAAGAGCGAAGACACGGCUAAAGAGGAAGAGGCUAUCAGAAAGGCACAGGAAAAGCAUGAGCGUGAAGUGAAGAAGCAGGAGGAGAAGUACAAGAGAGAAGUUGAGAAAUUGGAGCGGAAGAAGGAGAAAGAAGCUCAGAAAGCAGAAGAGAAAAAGCGCAAGGCGGCGGAGAAAGAUGAUAAAAUACGAAUGGCACGUGAGUUGGAGGAGGCUAAAGCUGAGGUUGAGUUGUUGAGGAAAGAGAAAGAGAUACUCAGGAAUCAGGUGGGGGACUUGCAAGCUGAGAACACGGCUCUUGCGGCUACAAUGGGCAAACUUGGAGGUGGUGAUGAGAUCUUGAAGUUUGUGAGGGAGGGUGUUGACAAAGGGGGCCGGCUGAGAGCGAGUAGUUUGAGGUCGAGUAGGGCGGGCAGUUCUAGUGCUAAGAGCAUUAAAGCGGGCUCCUCAAGCAAGGAGAAGGAGAUCAGUCCUUCUAUUUUGAGCGCAGAAAGUGGGGGCCCUUCUUGA
Molecule: messenger RNA, 2271 nt
Organism: Lachnellula hyalina
Lineage: Eukaryota; Fungi; Ascomycota; Leotiomycetes; Helotiales; Lachnaceae
Product: Reticulocyte-binding protein 2-like protein
Exons: 2
Coding region: 1-2271 (756 amino acids)
Source: RefSeq, a predicted model, not a curated record